AUGGCUCAAGCAACGAGGCUCAACCUCCAAAUGCAAAAGGAACUCAAGCUCCUCCCCACCAACCUGCCUCCUGAGAUUGAAGGUCCUGAAGGGACUAUAUAUGCCAAAGGGAUGUUUCACAUGAAGAUUCAAAUACCAGAAAGGUUUGUUUAUGUUCCUUCCCCACAGAUGAAAGAUGUCCUUGUUGAUGUCCUUCUUGAUUGUUUUUUAAAGUGGAACAUUGAUAGGAAGUUGUCCACAAUAACUGUCGAUAAUUGUAAUACUAAUGAUGCCAUGAUAAGACUUCUCCUGAAUAAGCUUGAUACUAGUUCUCUUAUGUUGGGUGGGUCUAUGUUGCAUAUGAGGUGUGCUGCAUAUAUUUUGAAUUUGAUUGUUCAAGAUGGGUUGUCUCUUAUUGGUGAUGGUAUUGAAGGGAUUUGUGAUAGUGUGAUUUAUUGGACUAGAUCACCAAAAAGGAGGCAAAAAUUUGAAGAAAAUGCACGUCAUUUGCGUGUUCAAUACACCAAAGAGUUAAUCUUAGAUUGUAAAACUCGUUGGAAUUCAACUUACUUAAUGCUUUCUAUUGCAUUGAUUUAUAACGAUGUUUUCCCACGUUUUGCUAAACGUGAAACAUCUUAUACUUGUUUGCCAUAUGAUUAUGAUUGGGAGCUAACCAAAGAUAUUUCUCGGAGGUUGGAGUUGUUUCAUAUUGUGACUGAGUUUUUUUCUGGUCGUAAGUACCCCACAACUAAUAUGCAUUUUACUUUGGUGUGUGAGUUGAAAAUUGCAUUGAAUGAAUGGAGUUUGUCUUCAAAUGAGAUGAUAAGUACGAUGGCAAAAGACAUGCUCGCUAAAUUUAAUUCUUAUUGGGCUAAUGUUAGUGUUGUUAUGGCUGUUGCUGUUAUCUUAGAUCCAAGAUAUAAGAUAAAGUUAUUGGAGUUUUAUUAUCCCAACAUUUAUGGUGAUAAUUCUGAUUCGAAGAUUAAAAAAAUUAAGAAUCUUUGUUAUGAUUUACUUGAUGAGAAUGGAGAUAUAGAUGAGUCCCCUAUAGAUAAUAAAAGAAAUUCUCAUAUUCUUGCAAGUACUUCAAGCCUUGCGGCACAAAUGAAGUUCAGGUUGAGUGGGGCAAUGUCAUCUUUUGAUUUGUUUGUGAAUAAUAGUUCAAGUAGUUCCAAGAAACAUGGGAAUGCUAGAAUGGAAUUUAAUCAUUUCAUUAAUGAGGGAGUGUUGAAGAGGAGUGAAGAUUUUGAUAUUUUGGGAUGGUGGAAAAGUAAUGGUCCCAAGUAUCCUACUUUACAAAGGAUUGCAAGAGAUAUUUUAGCCAUUCCUGUCACAACUGUUGCUUCAGAAUCUGCCUCUAGUACUAAUGGGAGACUUUUAAGUCCACACCGUUCUUCAACUAUGUCUGGAAAUUGUGCACUUCAAACAAUUCUUGAUGAUGGGGAGCCUAAUGAAGAGGAUGGGAGUUGUGUCACAGUUGGGCAGGAUUAG
Molecule: messenger RNA, 1470 nt
Organism: Quercus robur (English oak)
Lineage: Eukaryota; Viridiplantae; Streptophyta; Magnoliopsida; Fagales; Fagaceae
Product: zinc finger BED domain-containing protein RICESLEEPER 2-like
Exons: 4
Coding region: 1-1470 (489 amino acids)
Molecular function (GO): DNA binding; protein dimerization activity
Source: RefSeq, a predicted model, not a curated record